Zeugodacus cucurbitae (melon fly) is the source of this 3032-nucleotide messenger RNA. It is a transcript of the gene Zip71B, whose product is annotated as zinc transporter ZIP6. The transcript is spliced from 4 exons. The record is from RefSeq and is a predicted model, not a curated record. Gene Ontology annotation, biological process: zinc ion import across plasma membrane; intracellular zinc ion homeostasis. Gene Ontology annotation, molecular function: zinc ion transmembrane transporter activity. Gene Ontology annotation, cellular component: membrane. NCBI's taxonomy places the organism in Eukaryota, Metazoa, Arthropoda, Insecta, Diptera, Tephritidae. The coding region runs from base 927 to 2780 and encodes 617 amino acids.
CAAAACCGUUUAAUAGUCCGUCAACCGUUCAACGGUAAAGCGGAUCACAACGAAGCGAGCGUGUAAAGUGAUUUCGUAGUGAUUUCGAAGAAACAGAAAAUAACAAAAAUAAUAAAAAUAAUUUCGGUAAAUAAACAGCAACGGGGUGUACAGAUGUUGUAAGUGACAGUGACAACGGCUGGUUGGCGUUUCAAGUGCGAACGUUCAAUGGUUGUAUUAAAAAAUUAAGCGCAGCUUUUGUUGUGGCUAAACAAAGUAGUAGUCGGACAACACCAAAAAGCGACACGAAAAAUUCAUAAUUUCACAUACAAAAAAAAAAUAAAACGAAACUAUUUCGGUUAAUUGGCGAGCGGUUGGAAAUUAUUGUUGCCCAAGCGUGAAAUAUUAAGUGUUGCGAAUGUACAAAAAUAUAACAAAAUGAAAUUUGUAAGCGUAUAAUUAAAUAAAAAAUGUAAAAAUAUUAAACCGAGCGAAUUUUUUUUAAGAAAAAGAAGCGCAGAAUCCGGCACACACACGAUUUUUUAACGGAUUUAAAAUAUAAAUAAGUAUUUUCGGAAAUAAAAAAUAAAAAAUAUGAACAAGUGGAACACUUUAAUAUAACGAAAUUUGAGCAGCUAAAAAUAUAUUGAGCACAUAAAGAGUUUAAAACUUAAUUUUCCAAACAAUAAUUUCGCUGAAACACGUUUUAGACUCUAAAAACCCGUUAUUUGUUUAUUAUAAGACACUAGUUUAAAAUAUGAACAAGUGGAACACUUUAAUAUAACGAAAUUUGAACAGCUAAAAAGAUAUUUUGAACACAAAAAAGAGUUUAGAAAUAAAUUUUCCAAACAAUAAUUUCGCUAAAACACAUUUUGGACUCUAAAAACACCGUUUUUCAAAACAAACAAAACGCUACUUUUAAAACCUUUCGAAAAUAAAUUUGAAAAAUGGCUUCAUCUGCGCUUGCUCACAUUUUCGGUCUGAUCUUUGUUUGUUUCCUCUGCGGCACAAUACAACAAUCGCAUGCUGCCACAGAAUAUAACCGUUAUUUGGCGCAUAUUUUUCAAAAAUAUGGCACUGGUGGCACGAUUUCAUUCGAGGGUCUCGAGCAUUUGAUGUACAAUCUAGGCUUGGGACAAAUCGAAUUCGAACCGGAGCACACAAUCGACGAACAUCGUCCAAAGGGUUUCAAGAUAGACAAUGAACAACUGGCUGCUUAUUUUGAGCAGCAAAGUUUGAAAUUUCUACCAACCGGCGAAGAUAUACAAGUCUUGACGCAACGCAAUGCGCAAGGAAAGGUCAGCGAUGAAUUGGACAUACUGAUUAAGGAGAAGGAGAAAGGAAUUUUGUUGGAAUUCAAAGAGAUGCAUGAUCCAAAGCAUAGACAUCCACGUGAUAGUGAUGCUUCUUUGGACGCUGCACCAUCUACAGCCAAUGUUUGCCUCUCACCCAAGUCCAUGCUACGGCUAGUCGUCGAUCAUAACGAUCUGCACAAGCGUAAACUCUACAAGACCUACACUGCGGAUGAUAUCACGAAGGCGCACAACUCCGAAGAUGAAUACAACGAGUUCAUCAAUCAUGUACAGUUAACGCCCGUGGCGUUCAUGAAACUCUGUCCAGCGCUGUUGGCACAAAUAGAUCAGCAUGUCUGCCUGCGACCCGCGCCACUCACGAACGGCGAAGAUCCCAAACAGGCGCUGUGGAAUGCUUGGAUAUACGCCAGCGUUUCGAUAUUCAUACUCUCCGCUUGCGGACUGCUUGGCAUAUUGCUGGUGCCGCUCAUGAAAACCAUCGCCUAUCAAGAGAUUUUGAAAUUCCUUGUCGCCGUUGCCAUUGGCACGCUGGCCGGCGAUGCCUUAAUGCAUUUACUGCCGCACGCAUUGGUGCCCGAGCAUGAGGACAAACAUAAUGACGAGCAUGCGGUGGAAAGCGAGCAUGACGAACAUGAAGCCGUUUGGAUUUGUGCCUGCGCAUUCUUCACCUGCAUCUUUAUGUACUGCCUAGAGCAUAUAUUGCCAUUGUUGAGGGGUGACAGCGCUGGUGGGCAUGGACAUGGACACGCUCAUGGCGGUCACAAGCAUGGACAUGGACACGUGCAUGGCAGUCACGCGCAUGGCAGUCAUGCACAUACGCAUGCGCAUCAUACAAAACAUGCUCAUCACACAGAGCUUGCGCCGUCAGAGAAAGCUGCAGACAGUACUUCCAACAGCAACGCCAACAUUGUGUCGCCCGUCAAUAGCGAAGCGAAAGAGAUCAAUAUCAUGUUGAACGAGACGAAAAAGGAUGAGAAGACGCCAAAUCGUCCGCUCACGCCAGUCGCCUUCAUGGUCGUCAUCGGCGAUGGACUGCACAAUCUCACCGAUGGUCUCGCCAUUGGCGCCGCCUUUGCCAGCGAUCCCGUAACGGGCAUGGCGACCGCCUUCGCCGUACUCUGCCACGAGCUGCCACAUGAACUGGGCGAUUUCGCGCUGCUGCUGCAGACGGGCGUCUCCUUGCGACGCGCCAUCUACUUGAAUAUUGUCAGUUCGGUAUUGAGUUUCUUGGGCAUGGCCAUCGGCCUAUUUAUAGCCGGUGCGCAUGGCAAUAUGACACAAUGGAUUUAUGCCUGCACGGCCGGUUCGUUUCUCUACAUCGCGCUGGCCGAUCUGGUGCCGGCGAUGAGUGAGGUGGAAGCGCAUGCGGGCGAUGCGAAGAGCAAGCUGAAGGGUACACUCAUACAGAUAUGCGGUAUGUUAUUGGGUGGUUUUAUUAUGCUGGCCAUAGCUGUUAAUGAACAUGAACUCUCAAAGUUGUUCAAAUGAAAGGCAAAAACAACAAAAGCUUGCUUGGGAGGUCAAAGGUGAAUUAUUUAAAAAAAAUCCUCCACUUGUUCGUAGUGUCUUUUUAAACAAAUUUAUAUAUAAGUAAGUAUGUUUUAUGUGUUUUUAAGUUUAAAAGUAUUAUUAAAUGUAUUGUAGAUAAAUUAAGUGUUAAGUAUAAUUAGAAACGAUUCAAGAAAUUAAAAAUAACGAUAAAAUAAAAUUUUAAAAUUAUACGAAAUGUGUAUGCAUAAU